This is a messenger RNA of Dovyalis caffra, 1413 nucleotides long. The record is from the annotation of a GenBank genome assembly. NCBI's taxonomy places the organism in Eukaryota, Viridiplantae, Streptophyta, Magnoliopsida, Malpighiales, Salicaceae.
AUGGACGAGAAUUCAACUGCUGAUUUUUGUGAAACACCCAACACAGGUGGUUCUGACAACCUCUUCAGUUUUUUUAAUGCUCUUAGCAUUCACGAUGAUGGUGGUUCCUCUUCGAGUCCCAAUUCCAUGGGAUCGCCUUGGAGUGGUUUUUUAACAAUAACCCGAGAAGUUGAGGUCCUUGACGAUGUUGUACAAAGAUAUGGAGCUGCGCUACAACCAAUUCACUCUCAGGGAAUCUGGAGAGGAGGAAACCUUUCGAACACUAGAGCUAGAGGUACUUCAAACUUGAGAACUACAAUGGGAGGUUCUAUGCCUCCUGGCCUUACUUAUAAUCAGGAAACCUUAUCCAUGGUUAACGAAGCAAACUUUGCACCGCAAAGAAGGAGAGACUUCUUCCAUGAAGUUGGAAAUCGAAAUCCUUUUGUUGGUUCGUCGAAUCAACUACGCCUUUCUAAUGUUUGUUCUCACAUUGAUUUGUUGAGAAACUAUGGUUUCCUCACUGAGGUUGGUGGGAGGAAACUUGAAGACAUACUGCAGCUAAAGCAUCCUGAGAUUACAAGGGAGGUAUUCAAUAAGGUCUUUCCAUUCAUCUUUGAACUGAUGAAUGACCGAUAUGGAUGGCGUGUCUUUGUUACAUUGAUUCAAGCUUGCAAUACUCAUCAGCUCAAACUUAUUGUAGAAAAGAUUAGCUUAAACUCCGACUUGUUUCUCCAUGUAGCAGCAUGUAGAUUUGGGUCAGAAGCAAUUAGGACGCUAAUUAAAGAGCUCCGGCAAUCACAUUUAGUUUCUAAAGUGGUUAACAUUCUGUCCAUUGCAUUCUUUCAUGUAAUGGUUCAUCAACCAGGAAUUAUAUUACAGUGCCUAGAUGUCCUUCAGCCUGAGCAAACUGAGUUACUAUAUAGACAAGCCAUAGUGUAUUGUCUGGAGCUGGCAACAGAUCAACGAGGAUGUAUCUCCUUGAAAUCUUUCAUCCUCCACAGCAAGGGUGACUACAAGAAUACACUUCUGAGAGAAAUCUGCAGCGAAGCGGUAUACCUCUCACAAGACCCUCUAGGGAACUAUGUUGUGAAGAAUGUCUUAGAUCUCCAAUCCCCUUGGUGUACUGAAGCGAUAUGCUCUAAGCUCAGAGGUCAUUAUGUUAGGCUCUCAAUGCAAAAAUGUGGGAGCCAUGUAGUAGAGGAAUGCUUGAAAUCCACAGAAAUGCGUUAUCCACUUAUGGAUCUUAUAACCAGCAACCAACUUUUGGAAGUUGCGAAGAAUAAAUUCGGUAACUAUGUGAUUCAAACAGCAUUAACAAUCACAAAGUCUGCAAAUAGUCCAUUCCAUGAACAGCUUCUGCGAAGGCUCCAACUACAUAGCCAUGAACUUCAUUCUGGAUAUUCGAGGCAUAUCUUGAAAUGGAUAAUCAAUUGA